Caenorhabditis briggsae is the source of this 2997-nucleotide messenger RNA. Gene Ontology annotation, cellular component: NatB complex; cytoplasm. Gene Ontology annotation, molecular function: protein-N-terminal amino-acid acetyltransferase activity; protein binding. The transcript has 16 exons. Gene Ontology annotation, biological process: N-terminal peptidyl-methionine acetylation. The record is from RefSeq and is a predicted model, not a curated record. NCBI's taxonomy places the organism in Eukaryota, Metazoa, Nematoda, Chromadorea, Rhabditida, Rhabditidae. The coding region runs from base 1 to 2997 and encodes 998 amino acids.
AUGUCUAAAGCAGAGCUAGCCGUUUUGGAGCGUCGGCUGCGCCCAAUCUACGACAGUCUAGAUAGUCACAACUACAAAAAAGCAUUGACAGAAUGCGACAAAGUGCUGAAGAAACAUCCUGCAACGGUCGCAGCUAAAGUACUGAAGGCGUUGGGAUUGAUUCGGUUAGAUCGACUAGCUGAAGCGAUGGAUAUUCUGGACGUUUUGGAUGUAAAAGGAGCUCGUCACGACGAACUUACUCUACAGGCUUUUGUUCAUUGUUACAGGGACAGUAAUCAGCACAAAAGAGUGAUAUAUCUUUACGAGAGGGCUAUCGAGGUUGACCCUAGUGAGCAAAACAUGACUCAACUGUUCAUGGCUUAUUCCCGAGAAAAGAUGUACAAGGAGCAGCAAAAAAUCGCCAUGCGUCUUUUCAAGGAUGUGGGUUCAACUACCUACUACUACUGGAGUGUGAUGUCUCUAUUCCUGCAGCUUAAAACCAGUUUCAAUCAAAUCUUGCAGGCUAGGGAAGACAAAGAGCUUGGUAAAAAGAUGCUUCUGCCAUUGGCAGAAAAAAUGUGCAAAACUCAAAUUGAGAAAACCAAUUAUACCGAGGGUUCGUCAGCUGAACUCGAACUUGAGUUGCUCAUUUUGGAUGGACAAGAGAAGUGGAAAGAAUGUGCGGAAUUCGUUGACAAGCCUCGAGCGAUUGGUCUUCCGGUCGCACCGCAUAAUUUGGUGGAAAAAGGAAUGGAGUAUUAUAUGAAAGAUGGACAAUACAAUCUCGCCUAUGAGUUGGCUGUUGGGGUUGUUGAGACUAUGCCUGACAACUGGAAUCUCUGGAGGAUCCUUGUAGCUUCAACAAUUCGUAUAAUUGAAAAGAUGGCUCUUUCUCAAAACAAAGAAUAUCAAGAAGGGGCUCUAUUACUGGUAGAAAAGCUCAGUGAACUCAUCGAAAAAGUUCAACAAAAAUCCGAGUUUAAAAUUCGUGGACCCUACCUAGCUUCUUUUUUGACACUGAAAGUUUUUGGAGAGUCUGCUGCAAAAGUACCAGGAUUAGAAGAUUUGACACCCCAUUUCGGAGAUAUAGUGGAGAGAAUGUUGGUAUACGUUCGGAACUUCUAUAAAAAGCCAAUUUGUUUCACAGAUUUACACAUGUACUUUGGAGAAUUGAACGAGGAGCAAAAACAACAAUUCUUGAAAGGUCUCACUUCUUGGAUGAAUGACAUUUCGAGUGAAGAACAAGUCGAAGGAGAUGAAUCAAAAGUGUGGGCUAUACUUCUGACGGAGCGAUGCCGUCGUGCUCUAGGAGAUUACGAGAAGAAAACAUCCGAAGACCAUCGAUCUCUUUUCCAGCAAUUCAUAGCGCAGAUUGCAGCGAAAGGAAGAAGUGAGCAUGCUCAAGGAGUUUUGUGCAAUUUCGCCAUUUCUCACCUAUGGGAUGCUUAUCGCAAAGAAAGUGAGUUACUGUGUUUAUUCAUUGAUAUUCGAACACUUGCAUUUUCAGAUGACUUGGAAAAGUUCUACGAAAUGAUUCUUCUUCUUGAGUUCGUGGCCACCAGUAACAAAACUGAUCCUCUGUGCAAGCUUGCUUUGGUCAGAGCAUAUUCAUCACUGUGUAUUACUGGACGCAUUACUGCUCUUUGGAAAGUUCUCGACAUAAAAUCUGUUCAAAACGAUACAUUGGGUUAUCUGACUUUCCCGGUUUAUGAAACUUCCGGUCGGUUCAACCUCGCGAUCAUCAACUGUUCUCAAUUGAGUAUAAUGUAUGAUCAGUCUGAGAAAGAGAUUCAAGAUUCAAUUGCCCAGGCGUAUCGUCAAGGUAAAUUCACUGCUAUUCCUCCCAUGACGGCUGCCAGUCUGAAGUUGCGUCUUUCAGUGCAGAAAACCGCGGCUGAAGUGAUGAACCGAUAUCUCUCGUCUCUGUUCGUUCUGGAAGAUUUAGACCAAACAACUGUAACGUUGUGGGGAGAUGACGAUCCGAUUGGUGAGACACGCAUCGAUUGGAGCAAGCUCGUCGACAAUCGAGACUUCUCCGUUCUUCCAUACACGGAGACUCCCGAGUAUGAGAAACUUUUGGACGAUAUGAAAAAGAGAACUUUCCAAGAACUUAUUGAUAUCUCUGAACUUCGCAGUACAAUGUGUCGUGCUCUGGGAGCAGUCGGACGAGUUACUAUGGAUAACAUGGAUCCACGACUUGCUCGCGUUCAACUGAAAAUGACCGUCAUUGAAUUCAAAAAACAUCUCGAGUACUGUUGUAAAGAGUAUCCUUCUUUCCUUAUCCCUUCAAAACUGGCUCAAUCCCCCGCUCCUCAACAUUUGUCCCAAUGGGUUCAUUCGGGUGGUCCUCAAAUGGUUCUAGAAUAUUUGGAGGCUGCUGUUAAACUCGUGGAAAUUUUGGAUUCCGGAGAGCAUCCUGAUGUUGAACUGGUUGGAACGAGAACAGAGAUGGCGAAGAAGUUGAUUAAACUCAUUGAAAUUCAACCAAAACGCAAUGAGAAUGAACCACUUCCACCAUUCUGGAUUGUUGACCCAAUUAUUAAAUCAUCAAGAGCUCUCCAAACGAUCGCUGCUAUUCAAAUCGUUCUUCAAUUUAUUGAGAAACUGGUGAUGAAGUUGGUAAAGAAUGUUCCGACAACUGCGCCUGGUUUCGGAAAACCGAAGGGAAAGAAGGAGAAGAAGGUUGCAGAGGAGGUUUUUAUAUUAGAAAUUUUGAAAAGUAGAGCUUCUUCAUUUCAGGCGGUUGCUAAGGCUCUUGAGGAAUGCAAGGCUGUCAUAUUCCUCGAACAUAUUCGUUCGAAGCAUGUUGAGCUUCGAUACGCUGGAAACUUCCUUCAUACGCACUUCAGGCAGAUGAUGGCAUAUGAGGACAAGAACGUUCCAGAAAAAGUCGGCGAGGGUCUCGGAAAGGCUCAAGUAGUUCUUCAAGAAAUGGCUCCAACCAUCGAGUCUCGUCUUCAAGUUUCGUUCCUCAACGCCUUCGAGGACAUGCACACAACCAUCAAAUCAAGAUUCUAA